This is a messenger RNA of Nylanderia fulva, 5232 nucleotides long. RefSeq lists its product as uncharacterized. Gene Ontology annotation, molecular function: nucleic acid binding. Gene Ontology annotation, biological process: DNA integration. The record is from RefSeq and is a predicted model, not a curated record. NCBI's taxonomy places the organism in Eukaryota, Metazoa, Arthropoda, Insecta, Hymenoptera, Formicidae.
AUGCCUCUCGGUCAUAGCCCAGCGGCGGGCUCGUCCAGCGCAGAGACGCCUCGUGCAUCGUCUAAUUUAGCCGAUUACAAACGACGGCGCGGAAUGGUUAAGGGCUCAUGCACGCGUAUGGAGACUUUUUUAAACAAUAUAGUCACAUUAACCGACGAUACCCGAGCGCAGGUAGAAAUUCGUCAAACCCGUCUAGAAUCGUUCUGGGAGGAUUAUUGUAAAAUACAAACGCAAAUUGAAAUGAUCGACGCGGAGGAGUCAAACGAUAGAAUCGAGUUCGAAGAUUCAUUUUAUGCAUUAUGUGCGCGAUUUCGCCGACUUUUACAAUGCGACAAUCAAUCGAGCGCGCGAAGAGGUUCCACGCAGAGUUCGACAAGAGUCGAGAGCGAGGCUAUAUCUCAUGUACGAUUGCCAAAAAUUAAUUUGCCAAUUUUUUCGGGAAAAUACGAAGAUUGGUUUCCGUUUCGAGAUACUUUUAUAACGAUAAUUCAAAAUAACACGUCGUUGAGCGAUGUUCAACGGUUUCAAUAUUUACGGGCAUCGUUAACGGACAAGGCACUCGACAUUGUGAAACCUUUAGAAAUUUCUGGAAACAAUUAUGACCUUGCGUGGAGCCUCUUAAAAGAACGAUACGAUAACAAACGCGUGAUUAUACAAACUCAUGUGCGGGCAAUAUUUGAAUUGCCAGUUAUAACAAAGGAAAAUGCGAUCGACCUUCGGCAAUUAGCUGACGGGGCAUCGAUACAUAUUCGCGCGUUAACGGCAUUAAAUUGUAAUGCCGAUAAAUGGGAUGCUUUGCUUAUUCAUAUUAUAACGUCUAAAUUAGACGCAAUUACGUCGCGUGAGUGGCAUGCUUCGUUGCAGGGCUCUGAAUUGCCCACAUUUAAGGAGCUAAUUACCUUUCUUUCACAUCGCAGUCAGAUUCUGGAAGAAUCCGCGAGAAAGAGUUCGAUCUCGUCCGUUCGCUCCGACUCUCGAUCGCAAUCGCGUUCUAACGUUGGACGUCAAGCAUUGCACACGACUGUCGAGAGGGGCAAGUGCAAUUAUUGCGCCGGCGAGCAUUUAAUUUAUUUUUGCAAGGAAUUCUUGAAACUGCCAAUCAGCCAGCGAAUCGCGGAAAUGCGUAGCAGGAGAAUGUGCCUCAACUGUUUGCGUAGUCAAAAUCACAUUGCAACCAAAUGCCCUUCUGGCAGUUGCAGAACGUGCAAUUUAAAACAUAAUACGUUAUUGCAUAUACCCAAGAAUGAGAGAGAGAUAAAUAACGCGGGCGCGUCGUCGGUGCCGAUCGACUCGUCGCCGAUCGCGGACGGGCGAUCGGCCGUCGCGACUCACAGCGCGGUCGAGCGAAGCGAUACGGAGGUGUUGCUCUCGACGGCGAUCGUUUAUUUAUACGAUGCGAACGGUGCUCGCAGGACAUGCCGUGCUCUGUUGGACUCAGGGUCACAGGUGAAUUUCGUGACAACCAAAUAUGUAAAGUUGUUGGGUUUAAAACCGCAAUCCGUAAAUUUCUCGGUGUCAGGCAUAUACGGUGACACAUCUAUUUCGAACGAAAACGUAGACAUCAAACUACAAUCGCGAUUCAAUUCAUUCGCGGCUGAGAUCGAGUGCAUCGUGGCGGAGCGAAUCAUAAGGGACAAGCUUCCGUUAAACACUAUUAAACGUGAAAAAUUCAAACUGCCUUCCAGCGUCGAGUUGGCGGAUCCGCGAUUCAACGUGUCGUCGGACGUCGACUUGUUAAUAGGCGCCGAUCUAUUUUGGCGAUUGUUGUGCGUGGGGCAGAUUCAGGCGACUUCCGGGUAUCCGAUCCUUCAAAAAACACGUUUGGGGUGGAUUGUGGGCGGACGCGCACGCGUCGGUGCAUCGCGACCGGAGACUGGGCUGCACUCGUUUCACGUAUCAAUUAGCAAUUUAAAACUUCACGAACAAAUCGAACGAUUUUGGCGGAUCGAGGAGUUAGGCGAUUCGAGUCAUUACACCAAGGACGAGCGCGCAUGUGAAACCCAUUUCAUAAACAACGUGUCAAACAAUAACAAGGGCAGAUACAUCGUGACGCUGCCCAUCAAAAACGAUAUUUUGCAAAGGCUGGGAGACUCGCGCGAAAUAGCAAUGAAGCGAUUCCUCGGUCUUGAAAGGCGACUUCAUCGUGACUCAAAUAUGAGGACUUCAUAUGUUCAAUUUUUACGCGAAUAUUUAGCCUUGGGACACAUGCGACUCGUACCCGCACAUGCGGUCGAUAGGGAAUCCGUUUAUCUGCCUCAUCAUGGGGUGUUUAAGGGGAUCGGCCGGAAUGCAAAGUUACGUGUGGUUUUUGACGCAUCGUGCAAAACCACGUCGGGAAUUUCUCUGAAUGACGCCUUGAUGAUAGGUCCUACGGUUCAGCAGGAUUUAAUAUCAAUUAUCACUCGUUUCCGCACGUUCGCGUACGUCUUUACUGCAGACAUAGUUAAAAUGUAUCGACAGAUACUUAUCCAUGAGUCACAGCUACAUCUGCAACGAAUAUUGUGGCGCGAGAACUCGAAUUCGCCGGUCGGUACUUACGAGUUGCUUACCGUUACUUACGGCACGAGCUCGGCGCCGUUUCUCGCAACGAGAUGCCUUCAACAUUUGGCACAAAAACAUGCCCUCGAUUAUCCUGCGGGGGCGCAAUGCGUUCUUCGGGAUUUUUAUGUAGAUGAUUUACUCGCGGGCGCCAAUACAUUGUCCGAAGCGGAGCGCAUUCGUGACGAGGUGAUAGCCUUAUUAAAGCGCGGACAGUUUGAGCUCGGCAAAUGGUCAUCGAAUUGCCAAGAACUGUUACAGGGCAUUAGUGACACAACGAGUGCGGAGGUGUUAUUAGGCGAUGAAUCGAGCUCAAAAAUAUUGGGAGUCGCAUGGGAUCCGUCCAGCGACGGAUUUCGCUUCGGAUACAAUUGCGGCGCACCGACGAGUAGCAUAACGAAACGGACGAUCUUGUCGGAAAUCGCGAGUCUUUUCGACCCUUUGGGUUUAUUAGGGCCACUGACAGUUGUGGCAAAAAUGAUUAUGCAAGAUACGUGGCAGUCUAACGUCGGGUGGGACGAGUCGUUGCCGCAGGAUUUGCAUCAUCGAUGGCUGAACGUAAAGCAACAAUUGACGCGCCUUUGCAAAUUGCGUGUGCCGCGUUUUGUCGGAUUUCGAGCGGACACGCACAGAUCACAGGUACACGGCUUUUGUGACGCGAGCGAGCGUGCAUACGGCGCGUGCGUAUACAUAAGAACGCGCGAUUCCGACAGAUACCGGGUGGAACUUUUAAUUUCUAAAUCACGAAUAGCACCAAUUAGAGCAGUUUCGUUACCGCGACUAGAAUUAAAUGCCGCGUUAUUGCUAUCACAUUUAAUCGAGAAAAUUCGCGCAUCGAUUGAUUUAUCGAAAUUAGAGAUAAUUUUAUGGACGGAUUCCACAAUUACUAUUCAAUGGAUAUCGUCGCCGUCGCGUAAAUGGAACGCUUUCGUGGCCAAUCGCGUCGGUGAAAUUCAGCGCCUUACCAGGAGAUCGAGUUGGCGGCACGUGCCGUCCGCUCACAAUCCCGCGGAUAUAUUAUCGCGCGGCGUCGACCUGGCGGGCUUAAUGCAAUCGACAAUUUGGUGGAACGGACCUGCAUUCCUGCAGUUAACUGAGGAACAUUGGCCGGUCAAAUUAUGUGUCGACUUGUCGGGCGAGUUACCGGAACAAAAAAGGGUAACCGCAGCGGUGAUAGCCAUACAACAAUCGAUCGUACUAAAUUUGUUGGACAAACAUGCCACUUUAGACAGGGCAUUGCGAAUCAUCGCUUACUGCCUGAGAAUAGCGCGUUCGCGUACGAUCAAAUAUCAAACAACGUUUAUUUCGCACCACGAAAUAACAGCAGCUCUGCGAGUCGCGGUGAGAUGCGUACAGAGACAUGCUUUUUCAAGAGAGCAUAAACAGUUGACCGAGGGUCGGAGCGUUGACGGCGGAAGUCGCAUUCUGUCAUUGACUCCGUUUAUGGAUGAACACGGGAUCAUUAGAGUGGGGGGCCGAAUAAGCAAUGCAGCAUUGCCAUACGACGCGCGGCAUCCCAUGCUAUUGCCGAAGAGUCAUCGAUUGACGACCUUGAUCAUACAGCGAGAGCAUGUAAAAAAUUUGCAUUCAGGCCUACAGGCCACAAUGCAUGCGAUGCGUCGACGAUUUUGGCCUCUGGCGGCGCGUUCGGCUGUUCGAAAAACAAUUUACAAUUGCGUAACCUGCUUCAAGUGUAAGCCGGUUGUAUCGCAAGCAUUAAUGGCAGAUUUGCCCGCGCAACGCGUGACGGCUUCGAGACCGUUCACGCAUAGCGGCGUAGACUAUGCCGGGCCCAUACUCUUAAAAGAGGGCAAGAGACGUAAUGCCAAAUUACACAAGGCAUAUAUAUCGGUAUUCGUUUGUUUCUCGACCAGGGCCGUACACCUCGAAAUUGUAACCGAUUUAACAUCGGAAGCGUUCCUUGGCGCCUUUAAACGCUUCAUAUCACGUAGAGGCAAACCGGCGUGCGUAUAUUCAGAUAACGGCACUACGUUUGUCGGCGCGCGCAAACAAAUAAAGGAGCUGUAUGACUUGAUUAACGACAACGACACGCAGCUUGCAAUGCGGCGUUUCAUGCGUGAUAACGAAAUCAAUUGGCAUUUUAUACCACCCCACGCUCCACAUGUCGGGGGCCUGUGGGAGGCGGCCGUAAAGUCGGCGAAAUUUCACAUUAACCGAAUAAUAGGUAACGCGAAUCUCACAUAUGAAGAGAUGCAAACCGUGUUAUGCGAGAUAGAAGCGGUUUUAAAUUCGCGACCGUUGACGCCGUUAAGCGAGGAUCCAAACGAUCUGCAUUGUAUUACGCCGGGACAUUUCUUGAUUGGUGCAGCGCUAAACAGUUUCCCAGUUGCAGAUCUUACGAAGGAAAAUCCGAGCCGACUACUGCGAUGGCAACGCGUAGAACAGCUUCGGCAACAUUUUUGGAAACGUUGGAGCGCCGAAUAUCUACACACUCUAAUCGAGCGACAAAAAUGGAAAGCUAGCAAGGGCCAGCAAUUGAAAAUCGGUCAGCUCGCCAUGGUACAGCAACCAGGCUUGGGACCGCUGCAGUGGUUAACAGGCAGGGUGCAACAACUUCAUCCGGGCCCUGACGGUAUCGCGAGGACGGCCACAUUAAGGACCGCAAAGGGUCAAUUAACAAGGCCGCUAACGAAGCUAGCUAUCCUUCCGAUAGACGAGGCAUCUGCCGAUUAA